CAUCAAUAAACUCCCUCCCUCCCAACCGUGCCUCGUCGCAGCACGCUUGCGCUCAACAAAAGCUUGUACUGCACAUCACAUCCCACUCCCCUACCUUGCUCAAGGCAAAUCAAUCAUGCUUCUCUGCUCAUGACGGAGAGAGACAACCUCCUCCGGCCGCCUCCCCGUUGCGCCUCCUCCUCCUCCUCCUCCUCCUCCUCCUCCUCCGUCCUCGCCCGCCGCCGUCGUUACCGCCGCCGACGAAGCUCCGGAAGAUGAGGAGCCUCGCCGCCCGGCUGACCGCCGCGUUUGGCGACCCCGUCACGGAUCCCGAUGAGGAGACGUUUCUGCUCUACGCGCGCCCCAUGCCCUCGCAGGACCUCGGCUUCGUCGACCCCCGCGCCGCGUCCCUCGAGGUGCCCGUCCGCGGCCGCGAGUACACCAUCCACCAGUCGCCCUCGGUCCUGGCCUCGUCGCGCGCCGGCGGCACCACCGGAGCGGGUGUGUUGGACGCCUUUUCUUUCUCUUGCCCCUCUCUUCCCCUUCCUUCCUCCUCCUUCAGCCCCCUCCCCUUCGCUCGACCUGAUGAUAUCCGGCGUUCACUCCUCCUAUACCUAGUUUCAGCGUCCCCCAAAUCCGCGUGUCAAAAACUGACCUCGACGGCGGGUUUAUGUGAAUGACUCUAGUCCUCUGGCGGGUAACUCCCCUCUUCGCCUCGUGGCUCGCCACCCCGAACACGGAGGGCACGCGGAACCACAUCCUCUCGCUCCUGCGACGCCCGCGCCCCUCCGUCGUCGAGCUCGGGUGCGGCAUCUCCCCGCUCUGCGCCCUGGCCCUCCGCCCGCUCGUCUCGUCCUACCUGCUCACCGACCAGCCCUACGUGCAGCGGCUGGUCACCAAGAACCUCGCCGCCAACCCUCCGCCCGCAUCUCACCCCUCCUCUUCUCACAAGAUCCCGUCGUCAAAAAGGAUACGCGGUGGUGUCGCCGCCGCCGCCACGGAUCAACAGCAGCAGCACGGCCACGUCCGCUUCCAACCCCUGGACUGGGAGACGGACCAAGUCACCGCCGACCUCGCCAGCCCGCACGGCGACAGCUUCGACGCCGUGGUCGCGUGCGACUGCGUCUUCAACUACGCCCUCAUCGCCCCCUUUGUGCAGACGUGCGCCGACGUCUGCGCCCUGCGCCGCACCUCAUCCUCUUCGUCCUCACACUCCUACUCCCAACCAUCCUCCUCCCGCAACGACGGGCACGGCGGCAGCGGCCAGCAGGACCAGCACCACCAGCCUCGACGUGCGGACGACGACGACGACGACGACGACGCGGGCGAUGAGGAUGGGGAUCCGUGCCUCUGCAUCGUCGCGCAGCAGCUGCGCAACGACGACGUCUUCCUCGAGUGGCUGCGCGCCUUCAGCGACAGGUUUAACGUCUGGCGCGUGCCUGAGGACGUCCUGCCCGAAGGACUUCGCCCCGGCGAUGGCUUUGUAGUGCAUGUUGGUGUCUUGAAGGACCAUGAGCAAAGACUUUGA
Purpureocillium takamizusanense is the source of this 1507-nucleotide messenger RNA. It is a transcript of the gene RKM5, whose product is annotated as Ribosomal protein lysine methyltransferase, variant 2. NCBI's taxonomy places the organism in Eukaryota, Fungi, Ascomycota, Sordariomycetes, Hypocreales, Ophiocordycipitaceae. The transcript is spliced from 2 exons. The record is from RefSeq and is a predicted model, not a curated record. The coding region runs from base 656 to 1507 and encodes 283 amino acids.